UAGUCACUAUUAAACUAAAAUGAAUUUUGACGUGAUUCUCGGAGGUCCCUUCACCUCAAUUUCUCUUAGGUGGUGAUUCCAAGUCUCUUAGGUGGUGAUUCCAAGUUUCUAUACGAGAAACGCCAAAUUCAAUGUUUUCUCAAAAAAUUGGUGUACGUGACAUCAUCUUGGGCGUUGGAUGAUAUGCUGAAAACAAUAUAUAACACUAGUUCCUAAAUGACGGAAAUACUCCUGGUUUUAGUGUGAAAGGAAAUCGAAUCGAGCUAUCGAAGAGUAGUUUCAAUUUAGGAGAAGAUGAGCGGGCUAGGAACAGCGGACUUCUUCUACAGAGAAGCUCAGCGUCUAGGCUACGUCGCACGGUCUGCAUUCAAGCUGCUGCAGAUGCAGAAGCAAUACAAACUGAUAAAACCCGGCGCAUCCGUUCUCGACCUCGGAUGCGCUCCUGGUGCUUGGCUGCAGGUAGCCUGUCAGAGCUUGGGGCCUAUGAAAAAUGGUGGCAUGGUUGUGGGUGUUGAUCUGAAGAAGGUGAAAGUUCCUUCUCUUCAUUGUGAUACGAGAGUGCGAACAGUUUGUGCUGAUGUUAUGAAUCUUCCAAAAGAGCAAGCUAGGUUGCUCUCACCUAAGGGGAAAGGAUUUUCUGUGAUACUGUCAGAUAUGUGUCCCUUAGUUUCUGGAAUCACAACUAAAGAUGCUGCUUUGUCAGUUGAAUUAGGAAUGCGAGCUCUUGAUUUGGCUGUUGGUGGAACUGUCUUAUCUCAUCCUGACAGUGAUAUUGAUCAGGAGGAGCUGUCCGAUAGCUCUACGUCUAAAUCAGCUGGCAAUGGUAUUCUUCAACCUGGAGGCAAUCUUGUAAUCAAGCUUCUUGAGAGUGAAGAUGUGCAAGAGUUUAGCCAAAUUUGCAAACCCCGUUUUAGGAAGGCAUCAUGGUUAAGGCCCAAGGCAACACGGUCAUCUUCAAGAGAGAUUUAUUUGAUUUGUCAGGAUUUGUGGUAGUUGAUGAAAAGUUGCAGUAUUUGAUUCUUUUCCAACUGUAGCAGUUGCCAAAUUCAAGAAACCAAAAAGAAUAGUAUCUACUGGAUCACUGGCAGUAACCAAGAUCUCAAAUAUGUUUGUCUUGUCUUGAGGAUUAGGAAUUGAAUGUACAAGGAGUUUUAUCUUGUCUUGAGGAAAGAUUACAUAGAGAAUUAUAUUACAUUCUUUUUUAAAAACUUCGUAUCACCACUCUCAUGUGCAUAAGCAUAAAGCCAGACGGCUAUCAUUUCCAAAUUUUGUUCUACUACAUAUAAUAUGCAAAAGGGGAUAUGCUUUUACAGUUGAGAUCGACAGCUGUUGUGUGCUACUAAUUCUUGAGUCUCACUUAGCACACUAUGCUAGCUCUCUUCCUGAUCCAUAACUUGUUAUUUUUAUUUAUUUAUUUAUUUAUUUAUUUAUUUCUUUGUAAGAGAAGCUCCACCAAAGAUUACACGUUUGGCCAAGGUGGAGGGUAAUUUAUAAACGAGAUAAAAGCUGUUUUGAUUUCUGGCCAGGUUUGUCAUGUAGUGAGCCUUACUAUUGUUUUUCCUAUUCAUAUACAAGAAAAGACAAGUGUUAUUGAGCAUAUGGUUAGGGCUACAUCCAUGUCCUUAAAACUUGUCAAAAAGUAAUACAAAUUGUUUUUUCAUCAGUUCAGAUUAACAGACUUUUGCAUUCAGUUGGAUUGCCAAUGUCAGUGUCUUUACAUUUCACUUCAUUUUUUUUCUUAUAAUUAAGCUGAUGAUAACUAUAAUAUUCACUAUCAAAGUCAUAAUUAGUAAGUCAUUUGGUGCAUAUGAUUUUUUGGAGAAGAUCCUACUAAGGAUGUUUUCUUAUUGCCAAGAUGUUCUUAAUGUGCGGCUGCAGUGGUUUGUUGGGACAGUGUUCAGAGUGUUUUGUUGGUAGCAGAUCCCUACUCUCUGGCCAUUGCAUGAAUUCUACAAUUUAUUUAUCCAAUCUUAGAUUUCUUCCUCUAGUGAAGAGACUGUAGUCCCUUAAGGCUGUGUUUGGUUUGAAAGAAAAAGGCAGGGAAGCCUGUACAAGGUAAAGAAGACUACAUUGAACUGUUCUUGAAUAUUUGAAUAUGCCAGCUAGCAGAGACUGUAAAGCCAUAGUAGAGAUACACCACAGACUCAGAUCCAUUCUUGUUCAUACCAACAACCAUACCACCUUGCUAAUCAACCUCUAAGUUGAAGAAGUUAUUGUCAAUCCAUUCUAGGUGCCUUACCCUUUUAGGGGAUGCUCACCGAUGUGUAUGUUUUUUCAAGACAAAUACAGUUGCCUUGCCAUAAAAAAUAUAUUGAUUUUGCUGAUGUGGUGGUUGUUUUUGUUUUAAAAACAAAACCAAUCAUGUUGCUGAACAUUCCUUUAGACUGAGCCAACCUUGUGCAGUUGUUGAUCAUGCCAUCUUGCUCAGCUGGUAAUGCUGGUACAGGUGCACGGUGGUAGCAAUUCGUUUGCCAGGUAAUCUGACAUACGGACUGACUUGCUAGGUAACAAUUGGCUUAUAAAAACCAUAGCCAAGCAGUUGCCUAAAAGGAGGGAAGACAAAAUUUGUUUCUGGGCAAGCACUCUCCCCUAUUAUUUUUCAAUCUAUCUUAUGAACCCUCCAAGUUGUAUGCCUUGUUAUUUGCUGCUAUAAUGUGAUCAAUGCAGCUUUUUAUGCUCUAUUUUGGAAGAGUGCAAAUACAAAUAUGUUUAGUUCAUAAAAAUGCAAGGUUGCUUUAGUUUUGCAAUGAUAAAUAAACUCUUGCUAAAUGAUUCUUAGUUGUGAUGGAUACAAAUAUGAAUUCUAAGACUGUAAUCCUUCUUUUUGACAUUGGCCAAUUUUGUUCUCAUUUUGAAUGCAAAUAUGUCUUGGAUGCACUCUGUAUGGCCCGGUACUAUGGUUUCUUUUUAGCAGGAUCUUUUCCCAACUCUAGGAUUGGAAAUUGAUCUUCCCAUUGAUAAUUGUCAGCAACUUUUGGUUGCUUUUCUGAAUCAAAGGUUGAUCAAUUAACCAGCUUAACUACCUAUCUUUUAUGUUACUUAUAUCAAUUUCCUUGACAGGAAUUGUCUAUGGGCAAAUCUAGCCCUAUAUUUAUGAAUAAUGAAAUAUGGAUAGAUUUUUUACCAGACAAUGGAAAAAUGUUCAAUUUUAAAUGUCCAGUUGAUCUCCAAAUACUGUCACAUAGAGAAGGGUGAUGGUAAAAGUCAUGUGGCACCUGUUGUUAAGCAUGUACUUGUCAGUUAGAAAAGAAAAGCAUGCUCUCUUGUGCCAGUGCACGAAAUUUUACAGGGGCUUCUGGUUUCUCCAUGCAUCUUUAUGGAUUGAAAUAGACUGAUCUAUUUUGAUUAACACAUGGUAGACCAAGUAAUGGUAAGGUCUAUAUAUAAAAAGAAAACUCUUUACAGAUAUUGUCUAGCAAAGAAAUCUCUUUACAACCAUGUGUCAUUUGACACUUAUUGGCCUCCAAAUGUUAUAAUUUACAUACAACAAAUGUAAUAAUAGUAGUAUGACAUCGUUUGCUUUACUGGACAACCACAUAACAUUCUCUAACACUCUUUCUUUUUUUAAUUAGCUUCCAGCCUAACUGGUAACUUGAGUUGUCAGUUUUUUCUUCGCAAAGCAUCUGUUCUGUUCAACAUAUGGUAGAAUGAAAUCUCUUCUCUCCCCAACUGAUCAUAUCACUAUCGAAUAUGGGUUCGUCCUAGUGACCAAAACUCCUGUAUCAUGGACAGGUAGGUGCCUAGUAUACAAACAACAUGGGGAUAAGAUCAACCAAAAUAUUUGGUAAGAGGAUUCCAAAUUCAAGGAGAUGACAGUAAUGCUUACUGGUGGUGUUUUUGCCCAAGGGAAGACAUUCCAAAAUCGCAAGGUCUCAUCCCCUGCUCCAGUAACAAUAUUCUGCAAGCAUAUUCUAACUUUAGUGAUCAUGUUCUCUUGUGCAUAUCUCUGGAAAUAUCCAUGAGUACUGGCUAGCUAGCUCAUAGACAUUCUUACUUCAUGCUAAAUUGCAGACCUACAAACGGAGAUAUUAGUAAUUGGUACUUAAUUAUGGCCAAGGAGUAUAUUAGUAGAUAUCUCAAAUACAUGCAAGAAUAGAAACCUGACUUCCUGUGUCUACACUGUUCAACUGGUUGCCAUUUGUGGUGUUCCAGAAGUGAAUACAUCGAUCAGCAGUUCCUCCCUUCUCCAGAUGCAAGAAGGCCACUCUAGUGAGUAGACCAAGUAAUGGCCUUGACAGCAGCUGUAUGCUCUGUAAGUUUUAGUAUUGGUUUCUGGGAAUGCUGGUUCCAUACUAACAACUGACCAUAAACAGGAAAACCAGUUAUCAGUUGGUACUUUUGAAGUUGUAUUUAGAAAUUGAGAUACAGUAUCUGAAUAUCUGAUUGGUGAACCUGUGGUAGUACCUGAUUAUCAUUGCCACCUGAUGCAAGUUCCCUAUCAUCGUGAGACUACUACUUUAGCCCACAUACCUGACAAAUUGGAAACAAAGAAAUAUCAGAUGGUUGUCUAGGCUUGAUAUCCCAUUCAACAGACCAAAUUUUACAUGCACCAAGAGCUGCUAGUAAGUUAUAACUCUGCCUACACUAUGAGAAAGUCUUAUGUUCAUUCAUUACAGAUUGGUGCAGGAUGUAUGUACAGAACAUUACUGAUAAAUUCAUUUAAGUUUGUGGUGA
Molecule: messenger RNA, 4674 nt
Organism: Nelumbo nucifera (sacred lotus)
Lineage: Eukaryota; Viridiplantae; Streptophyta; Magnoliopsida; Proteales; Nelumbonaceae
Product: FtsJ-like methyltransferase family protein
Biological process (GO): RNA methylation
Molecular function (GO): rRNA (uridine-2'-O-ribose)-methyltransferase activity
Source: RefSeq, a predicted model, not a curated record